CAUAAGCAUUGUCCACGUCUACAACAAAAACCCUUCUUCUAAUCACACGUGUAUAAUUUCUCUCCUUAGCGUCGCCUUAACUAUUUCACUCAGCUCUUCCCUUCCAUUCCAAAUUUCGAAGCGCACAACAGAUGGCGGACACCAAAGCCAGAGCUCAACUCGCCGGAGCAAUGACCGCCACCGACUCAUGGCUCAGAAAGCACCGUCUCAUCUACACCGGGGCCACACGUCAUCCUUUCAUCCUCACCAUUCGCGACGGCACCGUCGAUCUCUCCGCCUUCAAAACCUGGCUGGAACAGGAAUGUGAAUUUCUGAGAUCUUUCGCUGCAUUCGUCGGAAGUGUUUUGGUUAAAGCAUGGAAAGAAUCAGACGAUCGAGCAGACGAGGAAGUCAUUCUUGGAAGUUUAGCAGCUCUAAACGACGAAUUCGCCUGGUUCAAGAAAGAGGCCCUAAAACGCGACAUCAAUUUGUCCGAAAUAGUUCCUCAGAAAGCCACUGCCGGCUAUUCAAGGUUUUUAGAGAGUCUGAUGAGACCGGAGGUGGAAUACACGGUGGCGAUAACGGCACUUUGGGCGAUAGAAGCGGUGUACCAUGAGAGCUUUGCGUACUGCUUGGAAGAAGGGACAAAGACGCCAUUGGAAUUGAGAGAAGCCUGUGAAAGAUGGGGGAGUGAAGGAUUUGACAAGUAUUGCAGUACAUUGAAGAAGAUUGCGGAUAGGAGAUUGGAAAUGGGGAGUGGAGAGGUUAAUAAAAAGGCAGAAGUGGGAUUGUUGAGAGUUCUCGAAUAUGAAGUUGGAUUUUGGAAUAUGAUCCGUCCUCCGUCGCACCGGACCGCUGAGUGCUCCAGUGUCGGAGGUUUCUAAAUGAGAAAAUAAGAAGGAUUAGAUGCAUAUAUUUGGGUGGUUUUUGAGUAUUAACUUUCAUAAUGUAUUGGCAUCUCAGCCUUGUCCUUAUAUGUCGUCCUUCUUAUUACAUACGUACCCUGUCUCCUCAGGGCACACUUAAGUACAUAUACACAUAUAGAGCACACCAAGUACAUAUAGAGCACACUUGAUUACAUAUGGAGCAAGAAUAAACCGACAGUAUUUUAAAACUAAGGUGAGGUUGGGUUAAAAAAAAUUCUUUGAUUAACCCAACAUCAUAUACGUAUUAUGUUUAUAUAUUUAUAUUUAUGUUAUAUUUCAUUAUUGAUUAAUCUAGUAAAAGUGAAUCUAGAUGUUACACUCUC
This is a messenger RNA of Cucumis melo (muskmelon), 1228 nucleotides long. Its product is annotated as probable bifunctional TENA-E protein. Gene Ontology annotation, cellular component: cytosol. The record is from RefSeq and is a predicted model, not a curated record. The coding region runs from base 132 to 863 and encodes 243 amino acids. Lineage: Eukaryota; Viridiplantae; Streptophyta; Magnoliopsida; Cucurbitales; Cucurbitaceae. The transcript has 3 exons.